This is a messenger RNA of Hypanus sabinus (Atlantic stingray), 10697 nucleotides long. RefSeq names its product kinesin family member 1B (gene kif1b). Gene Ontology annotation, biological process: cytoskeleton-dependent intracellular transport; microtubule-based movement; vesicle-mediated transport. Gene Ontology annotation, molecular function: ATP hydrolysis activity; plus-end-directed microtubule motor activity; ATP binding. Gene Ontology annotation, cellular component: axon; kinesin complex; cytoplasmic vesicle. Bases 384 to 5789 code for a protein of 1801 amino acids. The transcript is spliced from 47 exons. The record is from RefSeq and is a predicted model, not a curated record. Lineage: Eukaryota; Metazoa; Chordata; Chondrichthyes; Myliobatiformes; Dasyatidae.
GUCUUUAAGCCCCCUCCCCCCAAACACACCUCAUCCGAAGUCGUAACAUGGGAUCGCACUGGGUAACUCACUCCCCCAGAGGUUAACUGGUUUAUUUAAAACUUUAUUUUAACUGAGUCAGAUUAUGUUCAAGUAGUCACUCUCCAUCCGAGAAAAAUUCGAAUACCGAGGAGUUAAUUCUCUAGUGAAAGGCGAGUUGGUCCUGUUUAAUUUUGGAGCAGAUUGGGAGUGAGCGGCCACGUCCGAGAUCGGCCGUGCUGGCGGAUUCUGUGCGCACCGGGAGACUGAAACGGCUCCUCUGUCUGUCUCACUGCAGAUCAAGGGCGUGUACUCUUCCAGCCAUUCGGUUCUCACUGGGGCUGCCCGCUGCGAGUCCGAGCGAGAUGUCUGGGGCGUCAGUCAAAGUGGCGGUCCGCGUGAGACCCUUCAACUCCCGGGAGAUCAGCAAGGAGUCCAAGUGCAUCAUCCAGAUGCAAGGCAGCUCCACCAGUAUUGUAAACCCCAAGAAUCCAAAGGAAUCACCAAAGACCUUCAGCUUUGACCACUCUUACUGGUCACAUACUUCGGCUGAAGAUCCAUCCUUUGCCUCGCAGACUCAAGUCUACAAUGACAUUGGGAAGGAAAUGCUGCAGCACUCCUUUGAGGGUUACAAUGUGUGUAUUUUUGCAUACGGGCAGACCGGGGCCGGGAAAUCCUAUACCAUGAUGGGCAAACAGGAUAAGGACCAUCAAGGAAUAAUACCACAGCUUUGUGAAGAACUUUUUGAGAAAAUCAAUGACAACAGCAAAUCUGACAUGUCCUAUUCAGUGGAGGUGAGUUACAUGGAAAUUUACUGUGAGCGGGUUCGUGACCUGUUGAAUCCCAAGACCAAAGGAAACCUGCGUGUUCGAGAGCACCCGCUGCUGGGCCCCUACGUUGAAGAUCUAUCCAAACUGGCCGUAACAUCCUACACUGACAUUGCAGAUCUCAUGGAUGCAGGAAACAAAGCCAGAACUGUGGCAGCGACAAAUAUGAAUGAGACCAGCAGCAGAUCACAUGCUGUCUUCACCAUAGUCUUCACUCAGAAGAGGCACGAUGCAGAAACUGACCUUUGUACAGAGAAGGUCAGUAAAAUUAGCCUGGUUGAUCUGGCUGGAAGUGAGAGAGCUGACUCCACUGGUGCUAAAGGAACAAGAUUAAAGGAAGGAGCUAAUAUCAAUAAAUCACUCACAACACUGGGAAAAGUCAUCUCUGCCCUUGCAGAAGUGAAUAAGAAGAAAAAGAAGUCUGACUUUAUUCCGUACAGAGACUCUGUACUGACGUGGCUUCUGAGAGAGAAUUUGGGUGGAAACUCUCGGACAGCAAUGGUUGCUGCUCUCAGUCCAGCCGACAUCAACUACGAUGAAACUCUCAGCACUUUAAGGUACGCCGACCGUGCAAAACAGAUAAAGUGCAAUGCAGUCAUUAACGAGGAUCCAAAUGCAAAACUUAUCCGGGAAUUGAAGGAUGAAGUUAUGAGAUUGAAGGACUUGCUGUGCUCUCAGGGCCUGGGAGAUAUCUUAGACAAUUUGAAGGAAAUACAGAACAGUAACCAUAAGUACAAACUAGCUUCAGGAAAUCAAAGGCCUGGCCAUUUCUCCACAGCACCUGUGGGCUCUCUAACAGCGUCACCCUCUUCGACUUCGCUGAGCAGCCAGACCGCGAUUCAGUCAGUGACCAGCCUACAGGAGAGAAUCAUGUCAACUCCAGGUGGUGAAGAGGCCAUUGAACGCUUGAAGGAAUCAGAAAAGAUCAUCGCUGAGCUGAAUGAGACGUGGGAAGAGAAACUUCGGAAAACUGAAGCAAUCAGGAUGGAAAGGGAGGCUCUUCUGGCCGAAAUGGGGGUUGCCAUUCGGGAGGAUGGAGGCACCUUGGGAGUUUUCUCUCCAAAGAAGACGCCACACCUUGUGAACCUCAAUGAGGAUCCUCUCAUGUCAGAAUGUCUACUCUACUAUAUCAAAGAUGGCAUCACAAGGGUCGGCCAGGCCGAGGCACAGAGACGCCAGGAUAUUGUUCUCAGUGGAGCCCACAUCAGAGAAGAACACUGCAGCUUCAGGAGUGACAAGAAUCAAAAUGGAGAAGUUGUUGUAACUUUGGUGCCCUGUGAAGGAUCGGAAACGUAUGUGAAUGGCAAACGAGUCGCCAAUCCAGUAAAACUGCGUUCAGGGAAUCGUAUCAUCAUGGGCAAGAACCACGUGUUCCGAUUCAACCACCCUGAGCAGGCGCGCGCCGAGCGAGAGAAGACCCCGUCUGCGGAGACUCCUGUCGAGCCUGUCGAUUGGGCUUUUGCCCAGCGUGAACUUCUGGAAAAGCAAGGCAUAGACAUGAAGCAAGAGAUGGAGAAAAGACUUCAAGAGAUGGAGAUCCUUUAUAAGAAAGAGAAGGAGGAGGCAGAUCUACUUCUGGAACAACAGCGCUUGGACUAUGAAAGUAAGCUAGAAGCUUUGCAGAAGCAAGUGGAAACUCGCUCUCUGGCUGCAGAAACAACUGAAGAGGAGGAGGAGGAGGAAGAGGAAGAAGAAGAGCCUUGGACCCAGCGUGAGUACGAGCUGGCUGAGUGGGCAUUCAGGAAGUGGAAGUAUCACCAGUUUACCUCCCUACGGGACUUGCUGUGGGGAAAUGCCGUCUACCUGAAGGAGGCUAACGCUAUAAGUGUUGAGCUGAAGAAGAAGGUACAAUUCCAAUUCGUGCUGCUCACCGACACACUCUAUUCCCCACUCCCCCCUGAAUUGCUCCCGGCGGAGGCAGAACUGGAUCGGGAGGUCCGACUGUUCCCGAGGACCGUGGUCGCGGUAGAAGUUCAGGAUCUGAAGAAUGGCGCAACGCAUUACUGGUCCUUGGAGAAACUCAAGCAGAGAUUGGAGCUAAUGCGGGAGAUGUACGAUCGUGCAGGCGAAAUGGCUUCCAAUGUACAGGACGAGAGUGAGAGCUUAAUGACGGGCAGCGACCCUUUCUACGACCGCUUCCACUGGUUUAAACUCGUGGGAAGUUCCCCAAUUUUCCACGGCUGCGUGAACGAGCAUGUUGCUGACCGCACACCCUCGCCCACCUUCUCCACAGCUGAUUCUGACAUCACCGAGCUUGCUGAUGAGCAGCAAGACCAGAUGGAAGAUUUGGACGACGAGGCCUUUGUGGAUGAUACUAGCUCAGAUCUGGGCAAUGAAGAGGCAUCCGACAUCUUCAGCGACGGACGGGAUCCGUUUUAUGAUCGCUCCCCUUGGUUCAUUUUAGUGGGAAGGGCCUUCGUUUACCUCAGCAAUUUGUUGUAUCCCGUGCCCCUUGUUCACAGGAUCGCAAUAGUUAGCGAGAAGGGAGAGGUGCGGGGAUUCCUGCGAGUGGGUGUGCAGGCCAUCACAGCGGAUGACGAGGCACCAGAUUACGGAUCGGGCAUUCGCCAAUCCGGGACUGCUAAAAUCUCAUUUGACGAUGAGUACUUCCAGGAGAGUGGGAUUUCUUCCAUGGUGAUGUCACGCUCUGGGCUGUCACUGGAGGAGCUCAGGAUUGUGGAAGGGCAAGGUCAAAGUGCAGAGGUCGUUACCCCAUCAGAGGAGCUGAACAGAAUCAACGAGCUCGGUUUCAAAUCGAGUACGGAAUUGGAUCCCAAGUUAUCCUCAGAGAGGAUCUCUGACGAUGUUACUGAGCACCUGAAAAUCGGCAGCGUUUUCACGUUCCGGGUGACAGUGUUACAAGCAAGUGGGAUCCCGGCCGAAUAUGCAGACAUCUUCUGUCAGUUCAACUUUCUGCAUCGUCAUGACGAGGCUUUCUCCACAGAACCCCUGAAGAACGGAGGCCGCGGGACACCCCUUGGCUUUUACCACGUUCAGAAUAUUGCUGUUGAAGUAACCGAAUCAUUUGUGGAAUAUAUCAAGAUGAAGCCUAUUGUAUUUGAGGUAUUUGGACACUACCAGCAGCACCCCUAUCAUUACCAAGGACAGGAUUUUAUCAGUAGAACUCCACAACCAGCUCGCAAAUACUUCCCUCCUCCAAUGCCUCUCUCAAAACCAGUGCCAGCCACCAAGCUGAAUGCCGUGAGUAAGCCUAGCCGGGGGCAGUGUGUCAGCAAGUAUGAUCUGCUUGUCUGGUUUGAGAUCAGUGAGCUGGAACCUACUGGAGAGUAUAUUGCUGCAGUGGUGGACCACAGCGGAGGGCUGCCCUGUCAAGGCACUUACCUGCUUCACCAGGGAAUUCAGCGCAGGAUUACGGUCACGAUCGUGCAUGAGAAAGGCAGUGAACUUCACUGGAAGGAUGUUCGAGAGCUCGUUGUUGGGCGCAUCAGGAAUAAACCAGAGGUGGAUGAAGCUGCUGUAGACGCCGUUUUGUCUUUGAAUAUAAUUUCUGCCAAGCACAUCAAAUCUUCAAAUGAUGCUCACAGAAGCUUUUAUCGGUUUGAGGCCGUUUGGGAUAGCUCUUUACACAAUUCCCUCCUCCUAAACCGCGUGACUCCAUAUGGAGAAAGGAUCUACAUGACGCUUUCUGCGUACCUGGAGCUUGACCAUUGCAUCCAGCCAGCAGUGAUCACCAAAGACAUCUGUAUGGUCUUCUACUCCCGGGAUGCCAAGAUUACACCUCCGCGCUCCCUGCGUAACCUGUUUGGCAGCGGCUAUGCAAAGACACCUGACUGUAAUCGAAUAAGUGGUAUUUAUGAGCUUAGCCUGUGCAAAAUGGCAGACAGAGGCAGCCCUGGAAUGCAACGAAGGAGAAGGAAGAUUUUAGACACCUCGGUUGCCUACGUAAGGGGAGAGGAGAACCUGGCCGGCUGGAGACCCCGUGGGGACAGCCUCAUCCUGGAACACCAGUGGGAGCUGGAAAAGCUGGACCUCUUGCACGAGGUUGAGCGGACACGGCACCUGCUGCUGCUGCGAGAGAAACUCAGUGAAGCAGCUCCGAAAUCCCUCUGCGACUCCAUCUCCCCGAGCUUGAGCAGCGGGACGCUCAGCGCCUCCACCAGCAUCUCCUCGCAGAUUUCCACCACCACGUUCGAGAGCGCUGUUACCCCCAGUGAAAGCAGCGGCUACGACUCCGCAGACAUUCAAAGCCUGGUGGACCGGGAGAAGGAACUGGCAACCAAGUGCCUACGACUUCUCACACACACCUUCAACAAGGAACUGAACCAAGUCUGCAGCAGCAUCAGUGACAGCAAACUGUCCGACGUGAAUUCCCCCAUUGGCCGCGAUGCAUCUGUGUCCAGUUUCAGCAGCAGCACACUUACUCCUUCUUCCACCUGCCUGUCACUCGCAGAUUCCAGCUGCAACUCAGUCGAUCAGAAGACUCCUGAAGCCAACUCUCGAUCCUCUAGUCCCUGUAUGGAGUUUGACGGCUUCCCCAUGGUUACUCGAGUAGAAACUUCAUACCUAGCCAGAGCAGGAAAGAACGAAUUCCUGAACCUUCUUCCUGACAUUGAAGAGAUCAGAACUGGCCCCGUGGUGUCGAAGAAAGGAUACCUGCAUUUCAUGGAGCCUCAGUCGAAUUCUUGGGUGAAGCAUUAUGUUGCAAUCCGCCGCCCUUACGUGUUCAUAUACAACAGUGACAAGGACCCUGUGGAGCGAGGCAUUCUGAACCUGUCCACGGCUCAAGUGGAAUACAGUGAAGAUCAGCAGGCGAUGCUCAAGACAGCAAAUACCUUUGCAGUGUGCACAAAGCAUCGCGGAAUACUUCUGCAAGCGAGCAACGACAAAGAUAUGUACGAUUGGUUGUAUGCUUUCAAUCCACUGCUGGCUGGUUCAAUCAGGUCAAAACUCGCUCGAAGACGUUCAGGGCAACCAACUAUGUGAAGGAAAGCGUUCAGCAGAGAGCAGGAAAUGACGUAGUGAUUCUGACUUGCCUUCUGAACAUUCAAGUGUUGCUCUUAACCGUAGUGAAUCCUGAGCAUUUCUCUUGUACAUGUAGAUCUGUGGCUUAAUACUCUGUCUAAGCACCUUUUUUAUUUUCCGGUUAACAAAAUGCUUUUUGUUUUACAUCCGUUCCGAAUCUGGUAGUAGCAUGUUGUAAAAUAGUCAAGUCCGUGCACGAUUAACCACCUUUCUUCACUCCUGCUUUUUCCUCGUGUCUGUAGGAUGUCCUCAUCUCUGCUACCUAUCAAACUGCAGCCCUUGAGGUGUGGCUGCGUGAUAACCGCAGCUGGCUACAGGUCUGGCAGUUACACGAGAGGCAGGGAGGCUCGUGUCUGCUGGGUGGUAUUUUAGGGACGCUGUGUGUGUUCUGGCGUAUAAUGCUUCCUAAUCUCCGGUACUCUGGAAUGUUGGCAGCUGCCACGAGGUAGCAGCUGUGAACUUUGCAGGGCUGCUGGGUUUAGGCUGAAACUCAUUCUGAACAUGCUACAUCGGAGAGCGCGCAAGCAGGUUUACACAGAGCGGCUGGUGAAUUCGCCAGUCCAUAAUGUCGAUAGAACAAGAGCAGCAACCAUUUGGGAAAGCAACUGGAAUUCAACACUGUCUUACUCGGAUGCUGCGGCAUCUCGGCACUCUUCUCCCUUGUCAACUCUCUCUCCUCGAGUGCGCAUCUGCCUUCCGAAGUUCACCACCGACUCCUCUUUAUGCAGCAGCAAGAUCUGACCAGCGAUGCACGUGGUUCUCAGCUUCCCGAGCAACGGGGUGCCGGUGUUUUGGUGAGGAACCGGAGGGCGGUCUUCACAGAUUGGGUAUAAUGUCUUAAAAUAGCCGGCGUCCUUGCCAGAUGGAGAACUGAAAACGUUUCUACAAAUCACGCAGCAAGCUGUAUUUUUUUUAAAAAAAAUAUAGAUUCAGAGAACACUGCAGCCCUACACAGGCACUCCAAGCCCACAAUGUGCCCAUCUACUCCAAGAUCAAUCCAACUCUUCCCUCCCACAUAACCAUUCUUCUAUCACCCAGGAGUCCCUUAAAUGCCCCUAAUGUAUCUGCCUCAACUACUGCCCCUGUGUGUUCCAUGCACCACAACACUCUGUGUAUAUAAAAAAAACCUACCUCUGAGAUCCCCCUACACUCUCCUCCAAACACCUUAAUACCUCUGGUAUUAGCCCUUUCUGUCCUGGGGAAAAAGUUCCUUGACUGUCCACUCAACCUAUGCCUCAUCUUGCAUGCCUCUCAUUCUCCUUUGCUCCGAAGAGGAAACCCCUGGAUUAUUCAACCUUCCCUUGUAAAACGUGCUCUCCAGUCCAGGCAACAUCCUGGUAAACCUCCAGUGGCCUCCCUCCCCUCCGAAGCUUCCACAUCUUUCCCACGCUGAGGCAACUGAACACAAUAUUCCAAGUGUGGUCUAACCAGGCUCUUAUAAAGCAGCAUUGUGUUCUCACAUUUAAUCAGAAGUUCCUGGAACUAAGUUGCCCUCUAAUCCAUUAGGUCACAUUAAGGAGUUUACUCACUCCUGACCUUUUCUCUACUGGAUCACUUGCAGGGAAAGCUGCUACUUUGAAAGGAAGAGGGUUGUUAGGAAGUAGCAGUGUAAAAAAAAUUAGGAUGAUUUUAAGGUGCAUAUUUGUGCCUGGGGCUACCCAACGGAGCUUAUAGCAACAGUUAUAUACAGGAUUAGUCCUACCAUCUGGGCUUUGAAAUGUCAGGAGAUGCUCUUCAGAGUGAUGCAGUCUUCGGACUUCAGAUUCAUUUAUUUAUCGCACACAGUGAAAUGCAGUGUUUCCGUAAACAACCAUCGCAACCCAAGGAUAUGCUGGGGGCAGCCCGCAAGUGGCACGGCAGGGCACGUCCACAAUGUUCAGCAUCACGUAAACAGAACAACACAAGCAAUAGCAGCAAAACAAAUAGGCCCCUUUCCUCUCUCCCACCCCACUCACAAAGGCAGUCAGGCCUCCAACCCCAGGGCAGGCCACCAACAGCCUCUAGUGGACUCGCAGACACCAGGCUGGGAGGAGGUUUCAUUUCAUAUUUUCCCCCUGUAUUUAUACAUUUUUUUUAAUAAUUUUCACAAUCUGUUCCGUGGCUCUGCAGUCAGUGAAGCAUCUUCAAAGUCUCUCGCCUUCAGCCUAACCCUGUAUACGACAGGCUGAGCAUGGCCAUUUAAAGGCAUUCGCACAUCAGCCUUUCUCAAAUCCUCUCGUGCUUGUCCUCGUCAACGCAUCACCUAAAGAAAUCCCAUCAAUCUGUUUAGCUGCAGGUCAACUAAAUCGGAUGCUGCCUGAAGAGACGUCGGUGUUUGUGGAAAUAUUGGCUCAUGGAACUGUAAUGAAGAAGUGAAAGCAGCAGGCUACACGAGAAUGUAGAUUUUUUUUUAAAUUGGAAAAACAUUCAGGGUGUGUUUGGCUAUGAUGUCGUGCCUGCCAAACUGUUGCAGGAACGAAACAUUGCUGGCUCAUCAAAUUAACACUGGCUCCCCCAGGCAGCUUCGAAAGCCCUCCGUUCACUGCAGAGCUUCCUUCUAAAGCUCUGGUUGCUCUCAGAUGAGGAAACAGAAUCACUCGCCUACAAAUGCUUAAGGUAUCACACUUUCCCACUAAAGAACAGACACAGGCACAGGACGUCGCAGAGAAUUUAUGGUCAGGUUCAGUUAACAGACCAUCACUGCUGAUUAUCAGACAGUAAACAUGCACUUUUUCUUCGAAAAUUACUGAAGGUCAUAAUUUCCAUAAUAAAGUUUGACCAAAAGGGACCCUGGUAGUGAUAUUGACUGGAAUUUUCAUAGAACAGUUACCUAGAGACUGUAAGCUGCUUUAAUAGCUGGUCAGCACUGAUUUAGUUGAGUAGAAAUGAAGGGGAUUUGUUAGACAUUUAUUGGGGAGAGGGAGCCCUCUUUGAUUGAAUUGUCCACUGCAGGAGUUACCAGGAUGAAUGUGGUUUUGGCAAGUCGAUUAAGAAUUGGAUGGCAGCAAUUGACUGGUGUUUGAUUUUCAUUUUUUUUUUGCUGUUAUGAGAUGACUUUGAGAAGGUUUGGUCUUUGCUCUGAAUAUCUGAGAAACAAUUUUAAUCUUGAAACUGGAUUUCCAAUCCUUAAUAAGGUCCGCAUUCCCUAAAUCCUAGCUUGAUUUUAUCUGUAACAACAGCUGCUUUUUUUUUUAAAGUUAAAUUUGUAAUAAAAACAAUGCAUAUUAGGAAAGUUUUAAGUUAAGUAUAUUUAUUUAAUUACUGUAAGUGCAUCUGGGCUUCAAUUACUUGUACAGCUUGAUUAAUAUGAAAUAAAUAAUGAAAUAUAAACGUAGUAAAUCAAAUAUUAAAUAUGCAAAUCUGUCACUUCUUCCAGAUGGAACAUAAUUCACAAGCAUGGACAAAUCAUUUGUGCUGUCUCUGUAUUGAAUAACCUUAAUGCACCUUCCCUGUAGAUAUCUAAUAGAACCAUGAAUCAUAAGACACAAAUGAUUCAGAAGGAGAUUAUUUGUGGGUUUUUUUUAAAGCAAAAAUAAAAUGAAGAAACAGGAUUUUUGGAGCAUAAGUGGGAUUAAUUCACUUAUGUACAAGAUCAGCUGUAUUAUAAAAGACAUAAAAAGUGUCCUCCUUUCCUUUGAAUUCCUGACACUAAACUUUGUUUAACUGGCCUUGAGCAUUCUAAUUCUAAGCUGUAAAAACCUGCUUGAAAGAACAGAGGACAUGACUGAGGCCAGCAAACCUGCAGACCAUGAUGUCACCGGUGCAGAGGUCAAAGUGCUCAAGGUCACUUAGUGAGGACUCAAACCUAUUAAAUAGUUUAAUACACCUAAUGUUGUUGGUCCCUUGUCAACAAAAGCACAUCAUUUUACUGUUAAAAUUUAUCUAUUUUAAUGUAUUUUGCAGUAUUUUUGUUUAAAACAAUUGCCACAUUUUAAAAAAUUGCCAUAGCUGUAUUUCCUUCCAACUUGCAUUAAGAGUAUUCAAGUCUCGAAGAAGAACUGGUAGUUUUCACAUUAAAACCUCCAAAGUUUAACAGAUAGCACAAAACAAAUCGCUGAAAUAUGUUCAUUAAUAUUUCCACUCAAGAGAAUGACACCCACCCCUGCUUAUUAUCUGUGUAGGAUUCUGAAGAUACAGCAUUAUGUGGAUGUUGGUAUGGAAGAAGGAACUCGGCUCAGUGACUUUGUUUUAUUGAUGCAGUUCAUUGAGUGCCUGAAACUAGCCAGUUUACAGAGCAUUCAGUGAGAGACACCGUGCUGGAGGCCAGCCAACCUCUGGAGCACGGGUAACAAAACGGUUGAUUCGUAGAAAUAUUACCGGCCCUCUGUUGGUCAGUUAAUGUUUCUGUGCCUGUAGAAUCAGACUGAAUGAUUUCUGUGCACUAAGCAACUGCAUAUUUUCAAAUCAGUGCAAUAUAUUUAGGGUCCAUAUAAUGACCAUGAGAAAAGGAAGGCAGAUAGAAUGUUAAAGGAAGACCUGAUUAUGUCUAUUUUAUUAAAAUGUGCAAGAGAAAUCCUUCUGUUCCAGGUCAGACAGAUAUUUAUAAUCACAACUUAUUAGCCUUGCAACGUUGAAAAUCCAGUUUCAUUGGGGAGACCCAAAUCUGUUCACACCUUUAAAGAUGCAUCCAGGUAUUAUCAGAGCAAAGGUCCUUUCAGCUGCCUCUCCCAGUUUUAUUAUUAUGUUCUGUGUAAUGUUUAGCUGGUGCAUUGUUUAUCUUUUUAUGAAUUGUUUGCAGUAAAUUGCACAUGUUUUACAGACAUAUACUACAGAAAAGACUGAAAUUUGCUGUGGGAUACUGUGUAUUCCCACACCAAACUGCACCUUGGGGUGGAGCAUAGACAGUCAUUUGGGUUCUGUGACUGAAUAGGAAAUAGCUCAAGGGGGGGG